AUGUCCAGGCCGGACUUAAGAGGAUCGGCGAGUCCUGCGGCCGUUCCAGACCGAGGUGUUUUCCUCGACAAACUACGACUGGACGUUGACACGCUCUACCAGCUAUCGUCUCGCCUGUCGUCGUUAUACCAGAAGAUCGCCUCAACCCCCUCCAAGCAGUUUUCCCCAACGGCGAUCACCAGACUUCCUACGGGGUAUGAAACCGGUCGCUAUCUCGCGGUCUACGUUGGGUUGUCGUACUUGAGAGUGGCCUUCAUUGAUCUUCUCAAAGAUCAACCUGUCCAGGGACAGUCUCGUGUCAGAAGAACCUUGGAGAAAGCGUGGCCCAUCGAAGAGCACCUGCGACGAGAUGACGCCUUCAACCUGUUUGCGUGGAUUGGAGACUGUAUCGCCGAAGUGGUAGCCGAUAGCCUUGAUAAUCCCACGGAAAGGCUGCCGAGCGAAUUGACUACAGGAAUCUCAUUUUGUCUGCCUCUUGAACAAAAGUCACUCGACGAAGCCAUUCUGAUGCCCACGGGAAAAGGGUUUGUCUUGAGUUCGGAUUUAAACCUUCGUCAGGCCUUGCUGCGUGGGUAUGAACGCCACACGCGAAGCUUUGAUGAAGAUCGCGACAGGCCAGGCCCGGCCAAAAAACGGAAGCUUUACAGUCUACCUACGCUGAAAAUUGCAGUCAUGACCAACGAUACAGGUGCAACCCUUGCUUCGCUAGCGUACUCGAUUCCUUCUCUGCCUAAUACCCGCGUUGUCAUGGGCUUAAUUGUUGGGGCGGGAUGCAACGCGACCGUCCCCUAUCCCAUAGCAGAUCUUCAUGAGUCGAAGACUCGACAUCUCCGCUCUCAGGAUCCGGACGCCGUGCAAACGCUGGUAUCCACGGAAUGGACACUGUCGAGCGCGGCGGCUCCCUUAUAUGAGCUGGGUAUUCUUACCACUUGGGACGAACAACUAGACAAGCAAUCUCAACGGCCGGGGUUUCAACCAUUUGAGUAUAUGGUUGGUGGAGCACAUAUUGGCGAGCUGGUUCGGAUCAUCUCCUAUGACUGGUUUCAUCGAAUUCGAGGAGUUCCGGCAGCCGAACUUCCCCUGAAGCUUGUCGAAGAAAGGUCCCUCCAAACGGACUUUCUAUCUUUGGAGGUCGCCUCAACUCACAGCGAUGAAAGAUUAGCAACCAAAUUAUCAAUACACAUUCCUCCUCCGGGAACGAGCAGCUGGACAUGGACGCCAGAGUCGGCAAAUGAUCUCCGUGCUAUUGCAGCAGCAGUGCAGGACCGCGCAGCCUCAUUAGUGGCUUCUGCGGUGAUCGGACUUCUGGUCAGUACCCGCGAGAUCCGCCUCCAAAAUGUUGAGACUCGCAGUGCCUCGAAUAACAACGCACGACCGAUAAACAGCAAUGCUCCCAAUAAUUCCGGCUGGAAACACGGACCCGAAGAACUGGCGGUGGCAGUCUCGGGCGGUGUUAUCCAGCACUAUCCAAACUAUAAAGCGACCGUACAAAGAUAUAUUGACCGACUCAUCUUGCGCGCAGGACCGCAAGAGGGAGGCAAAAGUGUCUUUCUUCGUGAGGUCAGCGAUGGCGGAAUUAUUGGGGUUGGUGUUUUGGCGGGAAUGGCUUCGGGUGAGAUAGGGGAGAUCAUCUGCGGGUCAUUAGAUCGAGACAACGAUUUAGGUGGUGAAAAAGAUUCCUAG
This is a messenger RNA of Aspergillus melleus, 1683 nucleotides long. Its product is annotated as hexokinase family protein. Gene Ontology annotation, molecular function: mannokinase activity; ATP binding; glucokinase activity. The transcript is spliced from 2 exons. The record is from RefSeq and is a predicted model, not a curated record. Gene Ontology annotation, cellular component: cytosol; mitochondrion. Lineage: Eukaryota; Fungi; Ascomycota; Eurotiomycetes; Eurotiales; Aspergillaceae. Bases 1 to 1683 code for a protein of 560 amino acids. Gene Ontology annotation, biological process: intracellular glucose homeostasis; glycolytic process; glucose 6-phosphate metabolic process.